Messenger RNA from Equus quagga, 2067 nucleotides. RefSeq names its product EEF1A lysine methyltransferase 1 (gene EEF1AKMT1). The record is from RefSeq and is a predicted model, not a curated record. The coding region runs from base 152 to 796 and encodes 214 amino acids. Lineage: Eukaryota; Metazoa; Chordata; Mammalia; Perissodactyla; Equidae. Gene Ontology annotation, biological process: methylation. Gene Ontology annotation, molecular function: nucleic acid binding; protein-lysine N-methyltransferase activity. The transcript is spliced from 5 exons.
CGCCUCCGGGCACCUGCGUCCCCAGCCUCGGAGCGCCCUCGGCGGGAAGGUGUGCGCGUGCGCGCAGGCUGCGCGGCCCGGCCCCGCCCGCUGCUCGCGGGGCGUUCCCGGGCGACUGCGCAUGCGUGGCGGGUUAUAGACAAUUUGAGAAAUGAGUGACUCCGAAGAUGACGAUAUCCCCCAGCUGUCUUCCCACACCCUGGCAGCUCUCCAGGAAUUUUAUGCCGAGCAGAAGCAACAGAUCGACCCAGGUGGGGACGAUAAAUAUAACAUUGGCAUAAUAGGAGAGAACUGGCAGUUGAGCCAGUUUUGGUACAGUCAGGAGACGGCUUUGCAGCUCGCCAAGGAAGCGAUUACAGCUGCUGGAGAGGGUGGCAGAAUAGCAUGUGUGAGUGCCCCCAGUGUUUACCAGAAACUGAGAGAGCUGCACAGAGAAGACUUUUCUGUAUACAUCUUUGAAUAUGACAAAAGAUUUGCCAUAUAUGGAGAAGAGUUUAUCUUCUAUGAUUACAAUAAUCCACUGGAUUUACCUGAAAAAAUUGCUGCACAUAGUUUCGACAUCGUAAUAGCAGAUCCCCCCUAUCUUUCUGAGGAAUGUCUCAGGAAAACGUCAGAAACCAUCAAAUAUCUGACUCAGGGCAAGAUUCUGCUGUGCACAGGUGCCGUCAUGCAAGAAGAGGCAGCGAAACUUCUUGGAGUGAAGAUGUGCAAGUUUAUUCCAGAACACACUCGAACCCUGGCAAAUGAGUUUCGCUGUUACGUGAAUUAUGAUUCUGGGCUGGACCAUGAAAUCUAAAUGCAGAUCGUAAUGUAACACGGUUAAGACCCUAGGUGACAUUUCCUUCUUUUUAUUUUCUUAGUAGAUUGAAAAGGUAUAAGCUGGUCCCCUCCCCCACACACUGGGGCUGUCCCCGCCCUCAUUUUCACAAUAAAGAUACAACAUCUCACUGUGACUUCCUUCUUGAGGGCCUCUCUAGAGCUCGGGAUGCUUGUGCUAACUUGAUUCCAUGGAAUUAUAGUUGGAAGAAAUCUUCGAAUCAAUCUAAUCUACUCUCCUCACUUAACAUAGGUAAAAAGCGAAGUACAAACACUCAGUGGCUUGGCCAAGACCUGAAGUAGGCAGAACCUUAACCUCUGCCUCUGGCCAUUCGGCCCCUUAAAAUGGGCUCAUUCGGAUUCUGCCCUGUGGGGCUGCUGGUUCUUCCCAUGGCUCUCGUUGAGCGUUGUAACACUGGUGAGGGGCCCUCCUCUGCUCCAGCCCCUCAAGGAGACAUGACUUGCCUCCAUGUAAAAGUUGAUAAUCCUAGCAACUAGUGUCCGAGAGCCUCGCGGACUUCUCCCCGUCCCCAGUUCUUGGAGGGAUGACAGGAAUGCAGCCCAGGUGCCCUCUGUACACAGCCCAGCCCCAGCGUCUUCAGCCUCCGCCACAUCAAACGCCCUGAGCCACCUGAGAAAAUAGGAGUGCCACCUGCAAACAAAUACCAUAGCAAAAAGGACGUGAAGAGUGUGCUAGACUUUAUUGUUGUUCAGAGAGUGUUCAUCAUACAUCCACACCACAGAACACUACCCAGCAAUCAAAAGGAACAAAAUAUUGAUAUCCACAACUUGGAUGGAUUUCAAGGGCAUUCUGAGUAAAAAAGCCAAUCCCAAAAGGUCACGUACUAUGUGUUUCCAUUUAUGAAACAGCAUUCUCGAAUGGAGAACAGAUUAGUGGUUGGCAGAGAUUAGGGUGGGAUGGCCGUGGCAGGUGAGCAUGAGCAUAAGAGAGAGAUCUCUGGGGUGCUGGAACUGUCCCGUGUCUUGAUUGUGCAUUGGUUACACAAAUCUACACGUGACAGCAUUCCAUAGAACUGAAUACACACCCACUGAUGAGUGCCUGUGAAACUGGGGAGCUCUGCGUGAGGUCUGCCCCAGUGUCCGUUUCCCCGCUGUGACAGUGCACCAUGGUUGUGUAAGAUGUCACCAUUGGGGCAGCUCGGUAAAGGAGACACGAGACCUCUCUCUAGUAUUUUUGCAAUUCCCUGUGAAUCCACCAUCAUUUCAAAAUAAAAACUUGUAAAAUAUUAA